This is a messenger RNA of Cladophialophora psammophila CBS 110553, 801 nucleotides long. RefSeq lists its product as uncharacterized. The record is from RefSeq and is a predicted model, not a curated record. NCBI's taxonomy places the organism in Eukaryota, Fungi, Ascomycota, Eurotiomycetes, Chaetothyriales, Herpotrichiellaceae. The transcript has 2 exons. The coding region runs from base 1 to 801 and encodes 266 amino acids.
AUGAAUUUUCUGUUCCAAGAUGCCAGAACACAAACUGCGUUUGAAUCCAAAUUUGCCGGCAGCACGGUCCUUAUCAUUACCUUCUUUUGCUGGGAAGUCGGAGUCGACCUACAAAAGAAUCAACUCGGUCUCCUGCGUACUUUAAUCUGGCAACUCCUCGAGUCAAUGGAUCUUGCUCCUUCAGUUCAAAUCUGGUCAAAUGUCCUCAAGAAGGUUUCACCACCCCUGCCUAUUGUCUGGACUCAAAAACAGCUUGGACAUGUUCUCAAAUCCCUGGUGCAAGCCACGAGUUUCAAGGGUUUGGAGGACCAGUUCGACGUCAUAGCAGAUACCAACAAAAUCUUUCAGGACCGUCAGAAGACAAAGAUAUGCAUAUCAACUCGGCCAUCUGCAAGUCUUGAUUCGCUGUAUAAGUCAUGCCCUAAGCUGAGGCUUCAGGACCUUACCGAGUUUGACAUCAAGCUUUACGUUGAGGAUAAGCUCGUCAAGAACUUAGCGACCGAAGAUUCUCAACGGCUCGCCACUUUGGCGUCAGAAGAGAUGUCUGAAUUAGUUGAAAUGGUCGUGGACAAGGCAGAAGGUGUUUUCUUAUGGGUCAGCCUGGCUAUUGAAUCCCUGCUUCGAGGCAUUCGGAAGGACGACGACUGGGAGACUUUAUGUCGACGUGUCGAGCAAUUGCCUGAAGGGAUUUUCAAUCUAUACGAACACAUGUGGAAGCGAAUGGCACUCGACCAGCCUCUCAAGCAAAGGAAGCUGCUGCCUAUCUACAAUAUAUCCGGCUUUUUGGCCGUUGUUCCUUGA